Messenger RNA from Cladocopium goreaui, 510 nucleotides. The record is from the annotation of a GenBank genome assembly. Lineage: Eukaryota; Dinophyceae; Suessiales; Symbiodiniaceae.
AUGGGCUGCAGCGUGGUGGGCAGUGCCGGCACGGCUGCGGGGCUUGAGGCGGUGGUGAAAGCAGGGGCCCAGGCGGUGAACCAUCGCCGCUGGGACCGUGAGAAGGGCUACCUAGAGGCCUGCAAAGCAGCUGCACCAGAAGGGUUUGAUGUCAUCCUCGAGAUGGCGGCGCACGCCAACCUAGCAGUGGACCUGCAGUUGGUGGGGCAGAACGGCCGGAUCUGCAUUGUCGGAUCAAAGUCGCAGGACAUCAACAUCAACCCGCGCACCUUGAUGCCAAAGCAGGUCGACGUGCGUGGGGUCUUUUUGGGUUCAGCUACUCCUGAAGAGUUACAGGACAUUCAUGCCUCAUUGUUCGACGCCAUGCAACGCAAAGCCCUGGUGCCAGUGGUGGGAUUAGAGCUGCCUCUCCAGGAGGCGGCAAAAGCCCAUGUGGAGGUGAUGGCGCCCAGCUCGGGUGGUGCCGCUGGCAACGUGGUGUUGCUGCCACCGGCGGAGUGCAACCUGUGA